AUGCGCGCCACCGUUGCCUGUGACACUGAAACUAUCACGUACGGGCCGCUCGUGAUGAUCCUCCUGUGGUGGCGCGUCCGCUGGCUUUCGCCGUGGGCGGAGACGUCGUCGGAGUGGAAUUUGAUAGUGUCACAUGUUACUCAACGACGGAGACGCUCCGAGAAGAUGUCCAUGUUCAGCAACUAUCGUGCCUUGAUGAUUUUCAAAUCAAGGUCACCAUGA
Messenger RNA from Sphenostylis stenocarpa, 222 nucleotides. The record is from the annotation of a GenBank genome assembly. NCBI's taxonomy places the organism in Eukaryota, Viridiplantae, Streptophyta, Magnoliopsida, Fabales, Fabaceae.